Messenger RNA from Ogataea philodendri, 525 nucleotides. RefSeq lists its product as uncharacterized. NCBI's taxonomy places the organism in Eukaryota, Fungi, Ascomycota, Pichiomycetes, Pichiales, Pichiaceae. The record is from RefSeq and is a predicted model, not a curated record. Bases 1 to 525 code for a protein of 174 amino acids. The transcript is spliced from 2 exons.
AUGACUGCUCCCAAAACUUUCGGAUACUGUUCUGGGUACUUCAUGGACUCCUGCACCGGGAUGAUCAGUCCAAUACCUUCAAACGCAAAGAUGGCAACUCCCACAAACAGGGACCAUUUGUCCUGGUUGAAAAGAGCCACUGGCGAAGGGCCGGUCUCAAUUAGGUCCAACGAGGCAUACUGGUUAUCGCCCUGUGGCUCGCCACGCCCGAAAGCGGAAUUAUCCUCCACGUCCGAUGAGGUGGACGAGGGAGGCGAUGCGUGGAUAAUAACCGGUCUUCCGCGGGUAGCCGUUCCUGGACUUGCUCGGUCGUCAAUAACCGACGAGCUAGAAGAGUCUGUUCUUCUUUGUGCUAAAGCAGAUAAUGGGGCUGUGGAUCCCAGCGGCGACGCUGCCAAACGGGCCAUCGAGGCUCUUCUACUGGCGUCUCUGCUGGACCCACGCGAAUCUGACCCAUUCCUGCUGAGAAUUGGCACGGCUCCGGAAUAUCUUCUUGGCGGUGACUCUCCCAUGAUGACAAUCUAA